Messenger RNA from Cyphomyrmex costatus, 700 nucleotides. RefSeq lists its product as uncharacterized. The transcript has a single exon. The record is from RefSeq and is a predicted model, not a curated record. NCBI's taxonomy places the organism in Eukaryota, Metazoa, Arthropoda, Insecta, Hymenoptera, Formicidae. The annotation marks the transcript as partial.
AUGGAAUUAUCUGUCAAUGAAGCGAAGGUAAAACGUAGGACGAUAAAGGCAUCUGCCACACGUCUUCAGAGUUAUUUAGAAUCUCCACAAUCUGCGCACGCAUCGAAAUUCGAGUUAGCUGAGCGGAAAAAGAAAUUAGCAGAUUUAUUCGAACAAUAUGAUGAAAUACAAUCGAGACUCGAGCUUUUAGAUGUAAACAAUGAGGAUCCGGGCGUGGUCGCGGCACAUACGGAAGAUCGCGCACGGUUUGAAGAGUCAUAUUAUAGGCUCAUGGCCUUGUAUGAGCAGCGUCUCAGUAGUUUUGAUCAAUCUAUUGGCGCGGCACAGUCGACCAGUAACAAUCACAUUCGGGCGGUAAAUCGUAAUGACACAGAGUCGCAGAUUCGAUUACCCAAGAUACAGUUGCCAACUUUCUCAGGUGCCUACGAGGAUUGGUACACUUUUUACGAUUCGUUUGAUAAGCUUAUUCAUACCAAUGAUAAAUUGUCGUCAAUUCAAAAGUUUCACUAUUUGCGUUCCUCGCUAAAGGACGAAGCCGCCAAUGUCAUUAAAUCUUUCGAUAUAACAGCUUCUAAUUACGAUGAAGCUUGGGAACUGUUGGUCGAACGCUUCGACAAUAAAAGACGUAUAAUUAAAACUCACAUUAAAGUCAUGUUUGAUAUAGCACCGAUUCACAAAGAAAAUUCUAUCGCACUACGCG